Messenger RNA from Ziziphus jujuba (common jujube), 1410 nucleotides. RefSeq lists its product as uncharacterized. The transcript has 7 exons. Bases 211 to 1215 code for a protein of 334 amino acids. The record is from RefSeq and is a predicted model, not a curated record. NCBI's taxonomy places the organism in Eukaryota, Viridiplantae, Streptophyta, Magnoliopsida, Rosales, Rhamnaceae.
AAUAUUGAGGAUGAUAAAUUUUAAAAUUAAGUUUACUUUUUUUUUUUUGGUAGAAUAAUAAAUUCAGAAUCCGGAUCCAACUAUGGGGCGAAACCCGGUUGUUAUUUGGGACGGGUUUCAGGGUACUGACUCCUGACUUGACUGUACCUUGCGAUCAAUCAGCGAAGAGGAAGAAGAAGAAGUAGAAAGCAGAGAUAAACUGAUAAAAGCAUGCGCAGAACAGUUGGUGCAGAAGAAGGAGACAAGGAAGAGGAAGAGGCAGAGGCACAGUAUCACAGCAAGGACUUUGAGUGGGAAGAGCUGAGGGCGGAGGUGGAGAACGACCCGUCAUUUUGCCAACACUUGCUUCCUUUCCAACCUACCUCUACCUCCUCCUCAUCAUCCCCACAAGCCCAAUCAGAUUCAGACGCUUGGAAACGCUUUCACAUCCGUCACUCCGCUGGAAAGUUCUUUAAGGAAAGGCGGUAUUUAUUAAAGGAAUUCCCAGAACUAGCUUCUUGCAACGAAAAUUCUAAAGUUUUAGAGGUGGGAUGUGGUAAUGGCAGUACUGUUCUUCCACUAUUACGUGGCAACGAAAAUAUCAUUGUUUAUGCUUGCGAUUGUAGCACUGAGACUGUUGAGAGGGUAAAAGAGAUCAUAGAUGCCUCUAAUAUAAUUUCCAUCAAACAGCGUUUCCAUCCAUUCUAUUGUGAUUUAUCUAUAAAUAGAUUUCCAACAUGGUUGGCCUGCAAUCAAUGCCGGGAUAUAUAUCUACAAUCGCAGCAUAAAAGCAUUUCAGAUGUCACAAUGAACAAUAUAAUGGAUUCGAACAAUCUGUAUCUGUUGAGAGAAAGUGGGUGUUGCAAUGGAGGGGUGGAUUUCAUUACCUUGAUAUUCACACUCUCAGCAAUACCACUUCAAACGAUGCCUGUUUCAAUCAAGGAGUGCUUUUCUGUUUUAAAACCUGGAGGCCUGCUCUUAUUUAGGGAUUAUGGCCUUUAUGACAUGACAAUGCUUCGAUUUGAACUUGAGAAAAGAGUGGGAUUCAGGGAAUACAUGCGAUCAGAUGGAACCCGUUCUUAUUUCUUCUGUUUAGAUACUGUUAGGGAUCUAUUUGUUGGUGCAGGCUUCACUGAGCUCGAGCUCGAAUAUUGUUGCAUUAAGUCAGUAAACCGCCGAAAUGGGAAGAGCAUGCGAAGGGUGUGGGUUCAUGGAAAGUUCCAGAAGCCUCUAUGAUGUUAAUGGUUAGAACUCUCUUGUUGAGAUAUAUUUUUCAAAGAUAACUUCUCAAACUUGUUCUUUUACUCUGUACUUUUUAAUUGAAGAGCUGUUGCUGAAGUUUUGGAAGAUAGAAUCAUUUUUGGUUUGGCCGGUACUGUCAAUGGAAGUAUAAGAUAAUAUUGUAAUACUAUUAUGUUGCUUUCUUCUUUC